Messenger RNA from Cimex lectularius (bed bug), 1833 nucleotides. RefSeq names its product putative transferase CAF17 homolog, mitochondrial. The coding region runs from base 94 to 1020 and encodes 308 amino acids. The record is from RefSeq and is a predicted model, not a curated record. The transcript has 2 exons. NCBI's taxonomy places the organism in Eukaryota, Metazoa, Arthropoda, Insecta, Hemiptera, Cimicidae. Gene Ontology annotation, cellular component: mitochondrial matrix. Gene Ontology annotation, molecular function: protein binding.
AGCUAUUAGUGAUAAGAAUUAGGAAGGUUGAACUUAUGUUAUAGUGUUAUCAAAUUACGCUUUUUUUUAAAGCAUAAUUAUUAGAAAUGCGUAAUGUUAUUUACGAGGCUUGUAUCGAGGACAGCUUUCAGUUUUUUCAUCAAUGUCAAAUAUUUGUCUUCUGGUAGUUACCCGUGCCAUGUAGAAGAACUGAAAGAUAGAGCUAUCUUGAGGGUGAGUGGCUGCGAUGCUUCUCAGUUCCUCCAGGGCCUGGUCACAAACGAUGUUCGGGUGCUGGACACCGGAGCUAAAAACUGCAUCUAUACAAUGUUCCUCAAUAUCAAAGGGAGAGUUCUGUAUGACACUCUUAUCUAUAAAGACUGUAACCAGGGCUAUUUGAUCGAGUGUGAUCAGACCUGCAUACAAGAUUUAUUGAAACACAUCAAAAUGUAUAAGUUGAGGAAGAAUGUUGUUCUCGAGCUGGACUUGGAGACCAGGAUUAGGGUGAUUUUUGGCUCAGUAGCACAUAUAGAUCUAACGACUGGACUCUUAUCACAAGAUCCGAGACAUACCGAUUUAGGUCACAGAUAUCUAAGUGAUGCUAAUGUAUCAACAUGUUGUCAACCUGUUAAUGGAUUGUACAAGGAAAAGAGGUUCAAACUUGGCAUUGCUGAAGGAGUGAAUGAAAUUUCUAAAGGAGAAAUGUUCCCAUUGGAAAUGAACCUUGAUUAUUUGGAUGGUGUGUCUUUUAACAAGGGUUGCUAUCUUGGACAAGAGGUCACUUCAAGAACUAAGCACACAGGAGUUGUGAGAAAACGCCUCAUGCCCCUUGAAUUUUUGGGCAAUGUCAAACCACGUCUUGAAAUAAAAGAAAAUGAGGAAGGAAAGAGGGAAAAGACCAUCGGGAAAAUCAAAGCAGUAUACGGCACUCUCGGCCUUGGCUUAGUAAGGCUAGUAGAAACUACAUCCCCAGCGUUCAAAGCUGCUGGCAUAGUAGUCAAACGGCCGACAUGGUGGCCAGAGCAAAAUGGCAAAACUUGAAUUCAUUUGAUAAAAGUCUAGUCUAUUUUAUCCUUUUGUUAAUUUAUUGAAAUAUUUCUUCAUUUACUACUUUUUGUUAUAAUUUUAAGUAGAAUAUAAUCAGACACUAUAAACUGUAUUUAUGUUUUGUUUUAAAUACUACAAAAUGCCAAGGUAAGGAAAUGAUCAAGUUAAAAAUUGUAAAACAUUGUGAUUUAUGAAAACAAAUUAAUUAAACUCUUUGUUUGUGGUAUUGUGUGAUUAAAUUUUUAUUUUAAAACUUAAGAACAUUAUAUUUGUUCCAUCAAACAUCAAAACCAUCUAUAAACUUGUGAGAGCAUGCACAGUUGUGUUUGGGUAUUCCAACACCAUACAAAUAAAAAAUAUAAAAAAACUGUCAGCCAGGCGCUUCAACAUUGUUUGGUGGUCAAGUUUUGACCGAUUUUUGACUGUCAAAAUUUUGAAUUUUGCUAUGGACUGGCAAUUAGAGACAUGUACAUAUGUUUCCCUUCGCUUUUGUUCUUCAAAUGGAGAGUUCUACAACUAGAACAAAUAUGCUCAUAGCUAUACACCUCAAAUAUGCAAUUAAUUUGCUUUAAUAAUAUUAAAAUAUGGAAGAUGAAUGCCAGACAUCACCUGAUUAAUAAUUUCUUAUUAAUACUUUUUUUUCAUCUAGUACAUAUUCAUUUUUGAAGGAAAUAGAACAGAAAAAUUUCAGUCACACAAAAAAUCAAUUAUAUAAAUAAUAAAUUAGAUAACGUAAAAUUAAUAAAUUAUUGUAAGGAGGACUGAAAAUUAGAUGUCCUCACAUAAGAUACCAAUUAUUUCAAAACA